Messenger RNA from Tauraco erythrolophus (red-crested turaco), 1533 nucleotides. The record is from RefSeq and is a predicted model, not a curated record. NCBI's taxonomy places the organism in Eukaryota, Metazoa, Chordata, Aves, Musophagiformes, Musophagidae.
AUCGACCAGGAUGGGCUGACGCUGCCCGAACGGACACUCUACCUGGGGCAGGAUGAGGAGAGCGAGAAGAUCCUGGCUGCGUACCGAGUGUUCAUGGAGCGGCUGCUCACCCUCCUGGGGGCCGAGCACGUGGAGCAGAAGGCCCAAGAGAUCCUGCAGCUAGAGCAACACCUUGCCAAUAUCACGGUGUCCGAGUAUGAUGACGUGCGGAGGGACGUCAGCAGCAUGUACCACAAAGUAACCCUGGGUGAGCUGCAGCGCAUCACCCCCACGCUCAAGUGGAAGCGCUUGCUGGACCGCAUCUUCCAUGACAACUUCUCGGAGGAGGAGGAGGUGGUGCUGCUGGCCACUGACUACAUGCACAAGGUGUCUGACCUCAUCCGCGUGACGCCCAGCAGGAUCCUUCACAACUACAUGUUGUGGCGCAUCGUGGUGGUGCUGAGCGAGCACCUCUCCACCCCCUUCCGUGACGCCAUCCAUGAGCUCUCCAAGGAGAUGGAGGGCAACGAGAAGCAGCUCGAGCUGGGCAAGAUCUGCCUAAGCCAGGCCAAUAAGCACUUUGGCAUGGCCCUGGGCGCCCUCUUUGUCGAGGAGCACUUCUCCUCUGCCAGCAAGGCAAAGGUGCAGCAGCUGGUUGAGGACAUCAAAUAUAUCCUGGACCAGCGCCUGGAUGAGCUUGACUGGAUGGAUGAGGAGACCCGGAGAGCAGCCAGGGCCAAGCUCCGAUACAUGAUGGUAAUGAUCGGGUACCCUGAUUUCCGGCUGAAGCCGGAGGCCAUUGACAAGGAAUAUGAGUUCGAGGUGGAUGAGAAGACCUACUUCAAGAACAUACUCAACAGCAUCGCCUUCGGCAUCAGGCUCUCGGUGAAGAAGAUCCGGCAGGAGGUGGACAAGUCCGCGUGGCUGCUGCCUCCCCAGGCACUGAACGCCUACUACCUGCCCAACAAGAACCAGAUGGUGUUCCCUGCUGGCAUCCUGCAGCCCACCCUCUAUGACCCUGAGUUUCCGCAGUCUCUGAACUACGGUGGGAUUGGCACCAUCAUCGGGCACGGGGCGACCCGUGACUGGGGGGGACAGUACGACCGGCACGGGAACCUGGUGCACUGGUGGACGGAGCGGUCAUACAGCAAGUUCCUGAAGAAGGCGCAGUGUAUCGUUAACCUCUACGACAACUUCACUGUCUACAACCAGCGGGUGAAUGGCAAACACACGCUGGGGGAAAACAUUGCUGACAUGGGGGGGCUCAAACUCGCCUACUACGCUUACCAGAAGUGGGUGCGGGAGCACGGACCCGAGCACCCCCUGCACCACCUGAAAUACACCCAUGACCAGCUCUUCUUCAUUGCCUUUGCCCAGAACUGGUGCAUCAAGCGGCGAUCCCAGUCCAUCUACCUGCAGGUGCUGACGGACAAGCAUGCUCCAGAGCACUACAGGGUCCUGGGCAGCGUCUCGCAGUUCGAGGAGUUCGGACGGGUUUUCCACUGCCCCAAGAACUCACCCAUGAACCCAGUGCACAAGUGCUCAGUGUGGUGA